ACGUUUACAGUAGCUAUGUCCUUAUUGAGUUAAAUUAACAGUAUGCGGCGAUGGAUGAGUUAACUGUGCAUUCCCAGCAAUUCGCCUUGAUAUUGUUUUCCCUGUUUCUAGUUUUUCAUCGAAUAAAUCUAACCGUAUGAAUGAUUUGGUGAAACCAGCUAGCUAGGCGGCUGAGCUGGGAUAUUUCUUUCAGCACUGGGUUUGUUCUAUGGAUUCACGGGUACUGGAGCUUUUCUGUAACGUUCCAGGCUCUGGAUUAACGUAAAGUUAAAACCGCUUGGAUUACAAUCUGGUUCGGGCCGCGGGUUCAGGAUGAGGUCCAAAAAAACAUGCUCGAAAAACAACAAAAAGUCAAAGAAUCGAGCCACCAGGAAUACCAAAUCAUGCAAAAACCCGCCGUAUUUGCCUCCUGAGGCUGAAGAAGGUAACAUAGAAUACAAGCUGAAGCUGGUGAACCCCACGCUCUCGCGCUUCGAGCACCUGGUGACGCAGAUGAAGUGGAGGCUGCAGGAGGGGCGGGGCGAGGCCGUCUAUCAGAUCGGCGUAGAGGACAACGGCCUGCUGGUGGGCCUAUCAGAGGAGGACAUGAGGGCAUCGCUCAAAACCCUGCGCAGGAUGGCCGAGAAGGUGGGCGCUGACAUCACCAUCCUCAGAGAGCGGGAGGUGGACUACGACUCGGACACCCCCAGGAAAAUCGCUGAGGUUUUAGUGCGGAAGGUUCCGGACGAUCAGCAGUUCCUGGACCUGCGGGUGGCGGUGCUGGGGAACGUGGACUCGGGGAAGUCCACCCUGCUGGGGGUUCUGACCCAGGGGGAGCUGGAUAACGGGCGCGGCCGGGCCCGGCUCAACCUCUUCAGACACCUCCACGAGAUCCAGACCGGCCGCACCUCCAGCAUCAGCUUCGAGAUCCUGGGCUUCAACAGCAAGGGAGAGGUGGUGAACUACAGUGGCUCUCGCACGGCGGAGCAGAUCUGUGAGAGCAGCUCUAAGAUGAUCACCUUCAUCGACCUGGCCGGCCACCACAAGUACCUGAAGACCACCAUCUUCGGCCUGACCAGCUACUGCCCCGACUUCGCCAUGCUGGUGGUGGGAGCCAACACGGGCAUCGCGGGGACCACGCGGGAGCACCUGGGCCUGGCGAUGGCGCUGAAGGUGCCCAUCUUCAUCACGGUGACGAAGGUGGACCUGUGCUCGCGCGGGACGGUGGAGCGGACCGUCCGGCAGCUGGAGCGGGUUCUGAAGCAGCCCGGCUGCAACAAGGUGCCCCUGCUGGUGUCCACGGCCGACGACGCGGUCACCGCCGCCCAGAGGUUCGCCCAGUCCCCCAGCAUCACGCCCAUCUUCACCCUGUCCAGCGUGUCGGGGGAGAGUCUGGAUCUGCUCAAGGUCUUCCUCAACAUCCUGCCCCCCCUCAGCAACAGCAAGGAGCAGGAGGAGCUGAUGCAGCAGCUCACUGAGUUUCAGGUGGAUGAGAUUUACACUGUGCCGGAGGUGGGGACUGUGGUGGGAGGAACUCUGUACAGUGGGAUCUGCCGGGAGGGGGACCGGCUGGUGGUGGGCCCCACAGACGAGGGCCGGUUCCUGGGGUUAAAGGUCAGCAGCAUGCAGAGGAACCGCUCAGCCUGCAGGGUGCUGAGAGCAGGGCAGGCCGCUACGCUAGCGCUGGGCAACUUCAACCGCUCCCUGCUACGCAAGGGCAUGGUGAUGGUGAGCCCGGAGAUGAACCCCACGAUCUGCUGGCUGUUUGAGGCGGAGAUCGUGCUGUUGUUCCACGCCAGAACCUUCCGGAAGGGCUUCCAGGUGACGGUGCACGUGGGAAACGUGCGGCAGACCGCCAUCGUGGAGCGCCUGCAUGGGAAGGAGGAGCUGCGGACCGGGGAGAAGGCGGUGGUGCGGUUCCGCUUCAUCAAACACCCCGAGUACCUGAAGCUGGGGGCCAAGCUGCUGUUCAGAGAGGGCGUGACCAAGGGCAUCGGCCACGUCACUCACCUGCAGCCCGCCUCCCUGCUGCACCAGCCCCGCCCCUAAACGCCAUGGAAACGCCCAGAGCCCCCCCCACCCACCCAUGUCUGAACGCCUUUCUCCCUUUUAAAAACAUUUGUACCUGUAACUGUUUUAUUUGCAAGUGUCCUGCAUUAUAAGCAACCAUAGCCUUGUUUUCAGAAACUGGUUUAACUCCCACUGGCUGAGGUGUCCGGAUUUUUUCCUUCACUUUUAAAAUAAUAAUAAUAGUAAUAAUAAUAAUUCUGGUGUUUGUGGGUAGUCCAUUGGGAGAAUGCAGGCUUGGCCAGUAUUCAAUCAACUUUGUCCUUUGACUGGAACAUGUAAACGCUAAUGUUACACUUGCUAGCUGCCUGGUUAGAAUCAGUGUUAACAGUAUGGUCUGAUAUCUGUUGCUUUUUCAAACAGCAGUGCCCUCUACAGGUCAAGGUGUGUAACAGUUCUCCAUUUUCUCAAUCACACAGAUUCUGAGCCACUCUCUCCUCUACAGAAGUCAUUCACAGUGUUAUGAUGAGAGAGGGUGGGUGUACCUUAUCCUCCACUGCAUGUUAUCGUGCUUGUUGCUAGGAAACGGACGGCCUACAAACAGACCCCAUCUCAUGACAAACAUAUUUAACCCACAAUGCAUCUGUGUUAACCAGAGACUGAUGCAUUUCCAGUUAACCGUUGCAAAAGAGAAUGUGUUUAAAUCCAUCAUAAAUAUUGUAUUUUUAAACUUAGUCAACAUGCAUUAGAAAAUAAUUCAUUAUGCAAGGAGGCUAUGAAAGUCUGCGGAAGUGUGGCGGGGUGGUUUUCGAUGGGGAGUAACGAGGACGCAACAGCACUCAUGAACAGCAUAGUCUGUGGAGCCGCAACACAGUCACCUCCAUUUCGGACCCAUCCCCAGCUCUAGAGCGCUGGUGUCCGUUCACCCUGUUGGGCUGGUUUUCUCCUGACGGCAGAAUCUCUUUUCUGAAAACAUUCUGGGUGUUUUCUGCAGUGAAAGUGCAGUGUAGCCCUGAGACUGUAGACCUGUAGGUCCUGAGUGAACACUGAACGACUCUGUAAGCAGCUUAGAGGGCAGUAAGCCCGUUACGAGACCCUGACGGGUGUUACGUGCUUUUAGGCAGGUCCUGCCAGCUCCAGACUCACUGUGCCACAGCCCCCGUGUGGGCCAGCGCACUUUCACACUGCGAGAUCAGCGUCCCGAUUCCUUCACUUCUAAAUAAGGGUUCCGUUCUCUCCGUUUCUUACGUAACCAACCUCAUUACACUCAGCUCUCACUGAACUCACAUUGCAUGAAAGAAAAUCUGAAUAAUUCAGAUUAAUGCAAGAUGUUUUAUUAUAAACAUGGGUCUGGGUUACUCUUCACUGCAGUAAAGCCAUCUCCCAAUAUCCUGCAACCAGAUCAACAGCCUGACAGUUUCCCAGCGGUGACUGAAAUCACUGACAGGCAGGAUUAUGGCCCUGUUAUGGCUGAGAAGCAGUAAAAAGUGUUAAAUCUCCCCUUUAAAGUGCUCAAUUUUAUUUUAUCUUUACUAUGCAUUUAGCCCACUUCAGUGUUACAUUUUCACGAGUACGAUUCGCUGUCCAGGAUAGCGGUCGGAAACAGUGGCUAAGGAUCAACACGAGCUUCUGUGCAUUUGUGCUGCGUCUCUGAAACACGCGGGUGUGUGUCAUCUGUGGUCCCGGCAGCUGUGCCCGUCUGUAGUCCUGCUUCUCUCCGCUAACUGAUACGACCGGCUCGGCGUCCCUGGAGCCGGCGGACAGAGAGGGGGCAGCCGUUUACAGACAGGGAGGGUGGUAUAUCUCUACAUUGUGACUGCAAAGUUCUGGAGCUUCUGUUAUUUUUUAGUCGAUUUGGUGCAAAAACCUUUGCCAUUUUGUUGGUGCAAACGAUCCCUUAAUCCUCUAGGCUGGUGUCUGUGCUGGAAGCCAAAUCUAGACUCAGUGCAUGUUUAGCAAUGUCCCCCCCCCCUCCCUGACUGGGGAAAAGAUUAUAUUUAAUCCCAUCUGUGUGCUCUGUCCACUGUGCAUCCAUGUGUGUGGCUCUUGUGCAAUUAUAGAAGCAGUGAAUGUAUAUGAACCAAAAGAGUUUUGUAUAGAAGAUUAAUAAAUAUUUAACCGUGAGGUCUGUUGUUGAAUUUGCAUCGAUCAGAUACUAUUUUGUGUAUGCAUUUCAGUACAGCAGUGUGUUCAUGUUUAGUGUCUGUACGGUUCAGUUCAGUUCUGAUGAGCAUGCUGAUCUGUUGUCCUGUAAAAAUACUGAAAAUUAUUUUCUGCGAAUGCUACUUAAUGUUUCUACAAUAGUUGGAAUACUCGAGUCUCCACAUAAAUUGUAAUAUUGUUGUAAUAUUAGUCAUCAUUUUCAGUGAACUUGCAGACAUACAAAUAUAGCACAAAUAUAGUUUGUUCAGUGUGCUGUACAUAAAUGAACUUAUUUACUCAG
Conger conger (European conger) is the source of this 4429-nucleotide messenger RNA. It is a transcript of the gene gtpbp2b, whose product is annotated as GTP binding protein 2b. Gene Ontology annotation, biological process: translational elongation. Gene Ontology annotation, molecular function: GTP binding; GTPase activity; translation elongation factor activity. Bases 313 to 2028 code for a protein of 571 amino acids. The record is from RefSeq and is a predicted model, not a curated record. NCBI's taxonomy places the organism in Eukaryota, Metazoa, Chordata, Actinopteri, Anguilliformes, Congridae. The transcript is spliced from 12 exons.